AUGACAUCGCUUGGGCAGUUGAGAGCUAAUGGCUUAUCCCGCCAGCUGUUCAAUGGCGUGCAUAAGAGUGGCGCUUAUCCCUUACAGAUAAGUCGGCCGGCGACACUCUCCGCCAUCCACAGGGGAGUGCGGCGAUCUGAGAGAGUCCAAUUCGGGGACCAAUACAGAGACCGAGAUUCCUCGGGCGGAGACAGAAGUGAUAGAUUGACAAGGAGAGCACUCGAAGGCGCUGCAUCUCCUCGGCAACAGCAGAAACUACGCAAGAAACUUGGUCGAAAGGCAGCUGAGGAAGAGGACGAAGAAUCCGGCAGAGAGACCAGACGCAAGCGCUUCCUCAAUCCAGAGUCUGACUAUGGGAAAAAGAGCCUAGUUUAUCAACUGAAACAUGGGGCAUUCAAAGACCAGGCCGCUGCCCUCGUACAAGAGCCCGUACGUCCACUGCCAUAUCAAAGACUAGAAACCAGCCCACGGCGCAGGACGGAAUCUCCUCGGUUUGUGUCAGAGCGCUCAGAGAGACCUUUUUAUUCCGAUAGACGUUCGGUUGGCCGCUCCGAGAGGCUGUCUUAUUCUGAUAGACGUUCGGUUGGCCGCUCCGAGAGGCCGCCUUAUUCUGAUAGACGUUCAGUUGAGCGCUCCGUAGGGCGUUCAUCUGAUCGCCCCUUUGACCGCAGAGACGACACUGAUGUGGACGUGGAAACGCCGCAGCCUCGCGAGAGGAGGAAUCAGAUGAUGGCUAUGAACAUCAAGUAUACAACCGCCGCGUCGCAGUUUCUCUAUGGCAAGUCUGUUGUGAAAGCAGCAUUAGAGCAGGGAAGACGAAAGCUUUACAAACUAUUCAUCUACGGAGGCGAGAAUCGAAAAGACUCCAAAGACAACGCCGUUAUCACGAGGUUGGCGGAGAGACGAAGGGUCCCAAUCACCAUUAUUCCAAAUGAGGACCAGAGAUUAAUGGACAAGAUGAGCAUGGGUCGACCACACAACGGCUUCGUUUUGGAAACUUCACCCCUGCCUCGUCUGCCCGUGAAAUCUCUGGGGAGACUCGAAGAGACACUGGGAAAGCUAGGGUUUCAUGUUGAACUGGAUCACCAGUCAAAAGAGGAAGAAGAUAUCAACGGUCAUGAUACGUUUAUCCCACGGAAAAACAACAACGCACCAAAGCCCUUUGUUCUUUUGCUCAAUGAGAUCCUAGAUCCAGGCAACCUGGGAGGUAUACUUCGAACGGCGAGCUAUCUUGGUGUCGAUGCAGUGGGCAUCACAAAUCGCAGCUCAUCUACACUCACCCCGGUUGUGCUCAAGUCCGCGGCUGGUGCCGUGGAAGAGAUUACGAUAUUCAGCGUCGAUUCGCCCGUCAGCUUUAUAGAGGAGUCACGAAAAGCUGGAUGGAAGACAUAUGCCGCCGUCGCCCCGCCAGACCCCAAACUCGCUCAGAGGCACGGAGACAAGUUCAUCUCAACAGCCACCGUGGAGGCAGAACAGCCGCUCAAUAGCCAUCCCAGUAUAUUGGUUCUGGGGAAUGAAGGCCAUGGCCUAUCCAAGCCAAUCAAGGUAGCGGCCGAUUACGAACUAUCGGUGCCGUACUUUGUGCAAAACAGCUGCGUGGAUAGCUUGAAUGUCAGUGUCGCUGCUGGCUUGCUCUGUCAUGCCUUUGUGAGGGCACCAGCCAUUGUAAACUCAACGGCCGCAAAGGAUGAGAAGGAGACCUUGACAGAAACGGUAUCGGGAGCCGAGAAGAAGGAAAUUCAAGACGAGAAAGAUGCUCUUUUUUAA
Molecule: messenger RNA, 1767 nt
Organism: Trichoderma virens Gv29-8
Lineage: Eukaryota; Fungi; Ascomycota; Sordariomycetes; Hypocreales; Hypocreaceae
Exons: 1
Coding region: 1-1767 (588 amino acids)
Biological process (GO): rRNA methylation
Cellular component (GO): mitochondrion
Molecular function (GO): RNA methyltransferase activity; RNA binding
Source: RefSeq, a predicted model, not a curated record